AUGCAGCGUAACUCUCACGGGUUCAAUACUCCACCAGGCGGCUACGACUCUGAGGUUGCACUCCUGCUAAGGGCGCUAGUGGGUGCAACCCACUCCCAUGCCCGCCUGUGUUUUGUGCGCACAAAUGACCCCACCGCCUCGUGGCUAGAGGGCACGGUGGAGGUGCAGGUGCCACCCCAGCAAAUUCGCUGCGCCGCCUCUGUGACAAAAGCACGGGGCGUGAUCCCAACUCUUGCGGCGGCGGCCCCACCCAACAUGAUGCACGGCCGUGUUUCAUACAUGCACUUGUGCAGUUUGUUUUCUCUUCGUUUCCUUCUUAUUACACUCGCAUGUCCCCUCUGCAGGUCAUUUGCGCGUAUCCUUUGCCACCCCAUCCUCUCUCUGUGGCAUCACCUUUGUUUGUUGCGUAGCACGUGGGCGUCGAUCCUUAAUUAUUUUUUCCCCCCUCCUCCUCCCGAGGCGAGCGAGGAGCAGUGCAUGGGCAACUCAGGCAACCGCGGGGCCCAAUGA
Trypanosoma rangeli is the source of this 510-nucleotide messenger RNA. RefSeq lists its product as uncharacterized. The coding region runs from base 1 to 510 and encodes 169 amino acids. The record is from RefSeq and is a predicted model, not a curated record. Lineage: Eukaryota; Euglenozoa; Kinetoplastea; Trypanosomatida; Trypanosomatidae. The transcript has a single exon.